GCUAGCGAGCGGACGUGUCGAACAUGAGCUCCAUAGGAGCGGCUUCAGCGGCCCAGCAGGGCCGCGGUAACAGGAAUUUUGGUUCAGAAGACCCGGACUAUCAAGUUUUGCUGCCUCAACUGCCUACAGGUCGGAUUGUUUUAAAUACAUUGUUUUUACAUGCCGAUGUGCGUGCCAGGCCGUAUCGGGUGGAGCAUUUCCGCGACGCACUGGCUAGCUUAGGCCUACUGCCGGAUGUUAUCGCCCUAGGGGCGUAUCAAAUGAGCCACGUUUGGGCAGUGACUUUCAAGAGCGAUGAAGGUGUGAAAAGGCUUGCAAGCGCCAAGGAAGUAAAAGUGAAUGAACAUCGGUGCAUCGUGGUUGAUCCAGCCAACCAGGCCGUGCGGCUGAAGCUGCAUUGGAUGUUGCACAACGUGACGGACGAGGACAUACGCACGGCACUUUCACCGUUCGGGAAGGUCACGGACGUCUUCCGGGAGAAAUGGCGUGUCCACGGAGUGCAAGAUAAAGCAUCGUCAACCCGUUCGGUGUCGUUGGUUUUGAAGACGGGUAUGACCGUGGAAGACCUGCCUCAUCAACUUCGUGUCGCUGGUGAGCAGGCCUUAGUUGUUGUACCAGGCAGAGCACCACUUUGCCUGAAAUGCCGAAGCACCGGUCAUGUUCGACGUGAGUGUCGCGUCCCGAGAUGUGCAGUUUGCCGUCGCUACGGCCAUGGCGAGACGGAGUGUGUUAGGACCUACGCUUCCGUAACGGGACCGGCGCUUCGGGAGGACGUGGCCGAUCUGUUCAUGGAUGAAGCUGACGUGGAUGAGUCUUUCCGCGCGCAAUCUCUGCCGGCCGACACAAUUGCCAGGCCCACUGAGCAGGCUUCCAUAGCCUCGAAGGUGGCAACUGUGGUUACUGAUCAGAAAACUGCAGUGCAGACAAGUGACGGAAAAGGCAAAGAAGAAACGGCCAUAGAACUCGCCACUCCCGGGGCGAGUACAGCAGAGCACGGGCCAGCAACUGCAAUGAUGGACGUCGCAGACCCGAGUGCCAACUGUGCGGCUACGAAGAGAGCAAGGGACGUAACGAGCACCCAGGAGGAGGACUUGGACAACGAGACCCAAGACGAACCGCCGCAGAAAACCCAGGCGAGUCGUCGGGCGUUCAUUCGCCCGAAACCGAACAUCCCGCCGGACAGACGGACGGCGGCAGAACCGCCUACCUAG
Dermacentor silvarum is the source of this 1211-nucleotide messenger RNA. RefSeq lists its product as uncharacterized. Gene Ontology annotation, molecular function: zinc ion binding; nucleic acid binding. The transcript has a single exon. The coding region runs from base 24 to 1211 and encodes 395 amino acids. The record is from RefSeq and is a predicted model, not a curated record. NCBI's taxonomy places the organism in Eukaryota, Metazoa, Arthropoda, Arachnida, Ixodida, Ixodidae.